Carlito syrichta (Philippine tarsier) is the source of this 2484-nucleotide messenger RNA. It is a transcript of the gene PLEKHO2, whose product is annotated as pleckstrin homology domain containing O2. The record is from RefSeq and is a predicted model, not a curated record. Gene Ontology annotation, biological process: macrophage apoptotic process. Lineage: Eukaryota; Metazoa; Chordata; Mammalia; Primates; Tarsiidae. The transcript has 8 exons. Bases 1 to 2451 code for a protein of 816 amino acids.
AUGGGCACCCAGGAUCGGGAAGCCGCGGGUGUCCUGCUAGGGCUGCAGGCUAAUGGGGGUCCCUGCGCAGGAAGGAAGCCUGCUUCCGACAGACCCAGCGCCAGCAGGGAGUCCUCAGAACCCUGGGAAGCAGGAGACGAGCACGUGGGGAGAGAGAAAGGGGACGGACGCGCAGCAAGCGCCCUCUGUCUUCCCGGUGCCUCCCCUGGUUCAUAUAACGCCAGGCAGGUCUCCAUGUUCCCGGUGGGGGCAGACACGCUCACUUGCCCCUCACUCGCCACCCCGGCCAGUCCAUGCGAUUCCCAUGCCCGGGUGCUUCCCGUCUUCAAGGUGGGAUGGGUGGAGACGGUCUGGGAAGUCGCGGGGCGACCCUGGGGACCGGGGCCCGUGCUCCCUCCGUCCGACCUACUGUCUGCGCCCUCUCGGCGGGAGCCCGUCGACGAGCCGGGCCCUCCGCCCCCCACCCCGGCCACGGCACCGCCCCGGACGGGAGCCAGACGCGCAAGGCGAUCCCGGCCGGCGAAGUGUGCUGCCGCCGUGCGGUCGGCCCAGGGGGCGGCGCCGCGGCUCCGGCAUCUGUUUGCCCCAGGCCCGGUUCGGGUGGGGAAGAACGGGAGACGCCCUCGGGCACUCCUUCCGCGCUUCUCGGACGCUCUCACGGAUCGGUCUCAGCCCGAUCCGGGCUCGGCGGUAACAACUGCGAUGGUGAGCACAGGGCGGUGGGCCGAGUGCUUUUCGGCGUCCUCUCCUGCGAUGCGCGGAAGGCCCGUCCCCCGCUCUCUCCGGGCUCCUUGCCCCGCUUUUGCUGCCCGAGGCGCCAUGGACAGGCUUGUGGAGGAGCUGAGCGCCAGCAAUGGAGUCCUUGGAAUCCUCACCAGAGGCGGUGGCCACCCUGAAGUCCUGGCCGGGGAUGAGGAGGAGGGCAGAGAAGUCUUGGACUUCGGGGCAGGAAGCGGGAGCGGCAAAGCUGUGAAGGAAGGAGAGAAGCCUCGGGGGCCACGCCUGGCGGACAAGGCCGGCUGGAUCAAGAAGAGCAGCGGGGGCCUCCUGGGUUUCUGGAAGGACCGAUAUCUGCUCCUCUGCCAGGCGCAGUUGCUGGUCUACGAGAAUGAGGACGAGCAGAAGUGUGUGGAAACUGUGGAGCUGGGCAGCUAUGAGAAGUGCCAAGACCUUCGUGCCCUCCUCAAGCGGAAACAUCGUUUUAUCCUGCUGCGAUCCCCAGGGAACAAGGUCAGCGACAUCAAAUUCCAGGCACCCAGUGGAGAGGAGAAGGAAUCUUGGAUCAAAGCCCUUAACGAAGGGAUCAACCGGGGCAAGAACAAGGCUUUCGACGAGGUAAAGGUAGACAAGAGCUGUGCCCUGGAGCACGUGACUCGGGGCCGGGUACGGGGAGGGCAGCGGCGCCGGCCACCGACAAGAGUCCACCUGAAGGAGGUAGCCAGCGCGGCUUCUGAGGGGCUUCUGCGCCUAGACCUUGAUGUUCCGAACAGCGGACUGUCGGCGUAUGCCCCCCGCCAUGAUGUCAGUGCAGCCCAGCCCCGGGACACACCCAGGCCCCCCAUGCCUCCCGCCAAGCCUUCUCCAGCGCCUGAGACGGCCAACCUUGUUGACGGGGUGGACACCUCUGUGGGAGAGAGAGCCCCAACACCUGUCUCGGCAAGCUCUGAAGUCCCCCUUGAGAGCAAAGAGGACACAGAGACCCCAGUUGCGGGGGACGGUGGCUCUGAGCAGCUCCCCGACGGCAUCCUGCCUGACAAACUGAAGGUGAGCUGGGAGAACCCCAGCCCUCAGGAGCCCCCCGCUCCAGAAGGGGAAGAGCCAUUCCGGGCACCCUGCCCUGAGACUUCUGAGACUGCACCCAGGGAGAGUGGGACGCCCCCCACGCCACCGCCCAAGGUCUUAUCAGAGAAGCUGAAGGCCUGCAUGAGGGAGAAGAGGGAUUCCGGGCCAGCCCAGAAUCCCAGAGCCACUGGCGACUCUGCUCCAAGCCCAGCACAGGUCUCAGUGAACGGUGUGGAAGACCGUCCCCAGCCUGCCGAGCCAUCCCCUGCUGAGGACACCUCAGGAACUCCCCCAGGGGAUGGAGCGGCGUCCACGGCACUGCCGCCCCAGGGCUUGCCCCCUCAGUCCCAUCCCCGCUGCUCCUCUCUUGGGGACCUGCUUGGGGAAGGCCUCCGGCGUCCACGGCAGCCUGUGGAACGGCUGUAUCGGGCCCAGCUGGAGGUGAAGGUGGCCUCCGAACAGACGGAGAAACUGUUGAACAAGGUACUGGGCCAUGAACCGGCCCCUGUGAGUGCCGAGACAUUGCUCAACCAGGCUGUGGAGCAGCUGAGGCAAGCCACCCAGGUCCUGCAGGAGAUGAGAGACUUGGGAGAGCUGAGCCAGGACGCACCUGGGCUGAGGGAGACACAGAAGGAGCUGGUGGCCCUCUAUCGGAGAAGUGCACCCUAGGGCCUGCUGGGCCAGAGACUCAGUCCCUCCCGG